UGAGGGCUGGGUGUGUCUACUGCUGCUACUCUGUGCGUAGACACACUGCCAGAACGUGGUGGUUGAAAAUUCACCUUAUUGAAAUACUGUUUAACAUAAUAACACACGUUCGGAUUUUCUCAUAUUGUAUAGGAAUAUCAUUAAGUCAAGAUGUCUCGCUUAAACGAAUACCAAGUCAUCGGUCGUCGUCUCCCUACCGAGACUGUCCCUGAACCAAAGUUGUACAGAAUGAGAAUCUUUGCUCCAAACACCGUUGUUGCUAAGUCUCGUUACUGGUACUUCUUGCAGAAGUUGCACAAGGUCAAGAAGGCUUCUGGUGAAAUCAUCUCUGUCAACACCAUCGCCGAAGCUCACCCAACCAGAGUCAAGAACUUCGGUAUCUGGAUCAGAUACGACUCCAGAUCUGGUACCCACAACAUGUACAAGGAAUACAGAGACGUCUCUAGAGUCGGUGCUGUUGAAUACAUGUACCAGGACUUGGCUGCUAGACACAGAACUAGAUUCAGAUCCAUCCACAUCUUGAAGGUUGUUGAGUUGGAAAAGACUGACGAUGUCAAGAGACAAUACGUUAAGCAGUUCCUUUCCAAGGACCUUAAGUUCCCAUUGCCACACAGAAUUCCAAAGUCCAAGGCUAUCUUCUCUCCAAAGAGACCAACUACCUUCUACUAA
This is a messenger RNA of Babjeviella inositovora NRRL Y-12698, 669 nucleotides long. It is a transcript of the gene RPL20B, whose product is annotated as 60S ribosomal protein eL20. Gene Ontology annotation, molecular function: structural constituent of ribosome. Bases 151 to 669 code for a protein of 172 amino acids. Gene Ontology annotation, biological process: translation. The transcript has 2 exons. The record is from RefSeq and is a predicted model, not a curated record. NCBI's taxonomy places the organism in Eukaryota, Fungi, Ascomycota, Pichiomycetes, Serinales. Gene Ontology annotation, cellular component: ribosome; cytosolic large ribosomal subunit.